Geodia barretti is the source of this 534-nucleotide messenger RNA. NCBI's taxonomy places the organism in Eukaryota, Metazoa, Porifera, Demospongiae, Tetractinellida, Geodiidae. The record is from the annotation of a GenBank genome assembly.
AUGGAAUACUCUCCACGCAACGGUCUGCCCCGCGUCUCCCGGGUCGAUGCCGGAACCGUCGAGCUGGUUCGCAGCAUGGGCACCGAAGUGGUCUCCUCCGCCGACCUGAUGCAGUACGCCACCCAGCGAUGGUCUCCCGAGCAGUUGGCGGGGCACGAACGCGCCGCAGAAAAGCUGGGCCGCAUCGUCAAUGAGGCCUUCACCCGCAUCGGCCAGCGCCUGGCCGACGGCCCCACCGAGUUCGAGAUUGCCGAGUUCAUCCGGCGGCGCUUCCGCGAAGAAGGACUGAUCACCGCCGACGGCCCCAUCGUCUCGACCAACGCCCAUUGCUCUGAUCCUCACUACGAACCCGCCCCCGAGGGGAGCAGCGUCAUCGCCCCCGGCGAUUGGGUCCUCAUCGACCUCUGGGCCCGGGAGGACACCCCCGGCAGCGUCUACGCCGACAUCACCUGGACCGCCUACGUCGGCGACACACCGUCCGAGCGUCACCGGCAGGUAUUCGACAUCGUCCUCGGCGCCCGGACGCCGCGCUAG